CCAGCGGACCCUAAAAUGGUCGUCAUCCAACUCCAGUUUCUCGGACGAGACAAGCAUGAAACUGCUGAUAUGAGACGCCGGCCACGCUUCCCCCGACCAUCGACCAUGCCCAGGAACCAUGAAUGCAAAGCGUUACCCCACAUGCCAAAUUGGCUCCCAGUCUCAUUUCCAUGACGGGUCGUUCUCUCCUGCUUGCAACUCGAUUGAGAUUCCUCCUGGGCAUGACCUAGGGGGCCGAAGAGAACACAGCCUCAUUCCGGGUCGAGUGUCACCUUGCGAAUAGCCGAGAGAGAAAGGAGCUUUGCUCUGAGCAUCAAGGAUUUCCACACCCUGAAACAAUAAUUUCCGCUGUGACGGACGAAGAAGAGUGAGCACUAUCGUUGAUGAUGUGCUGCGAGAGCACCAGAUUAUAUCGUCCUGAAAACCCGUGGCUGGGUUGGACGAUACUUUUCUCGUGCCUCACAAGUUCGCAUGGGACAACAAUGCUUUUCCCGAGCAUGCAGCAACUCCUCAAGAGUAAACUUCUUGGGUGCAGCGUGCCAACCCUUUGUCCACGAAUCAUUUCAGAAGAUUACGAGGUAAUCCAUAUAUCACUUGGAACCGAGGUGUGGGAUGAACAGGACCAUGGUUUUCCUCUUCAUAACCAGGCUACAGCCCGUUUGAAUAUAGCCCUUUGCUGACCAUCUCUGGGCUCUUCUUCCCUUUCACUCCAAGCCUUGUACACAACCCAUCGUCUCGGUUUCGAAUAUCAAAAUGACCUCUACCGAACCACUUCCCUCUGCUCUCCCGGACCCUACCGUCCAUAUCACAACUCACAACUCCUCUGGCAAAGCUACAGUCUACUCUUCGUCCCAGAACCAAUGGAACUGGUUCCCUGAAAGGGCCGUUGGAUUCAACGUGGUGUACACUACCUCGUCUUUCCCGGUCUCACUGAACGACGAUGUCGACAUCGAAACCCACAAGGCGACCAUGUCCAGUGGUAAGCUCGGACUUGUCAAGAAAGGCGGUACCGUCUGUCGUAUUGUUGAUUUUGGUCCGGGAGGCACUCCACUGAUGCAUCGCACGCAAAGCCUCGACUAUGGGGUAGUGUUGGAAGGCACCAUCGAGAUGGAAUUGGACGAUGGCAGCGUCACUCUUUUGAAGCGGGGAGACGUUGCAGUGCAGCGGGGGACCAACCACGCGUGGAGAAAUCCGAGCAAAACGGACUGGACGAGGAUGCUGUUUGUCUUGCAGGACUGCCAGCCAGUACUUGUGGGCGGAGAAAGACUUCAGGAAGAACUAGGAGAAGGAGGAAAGGACAUUCCGAGAAGUGGCAAUGACGAUUGAGCCGUGCCGCCAGUCCUCGCCAGCGUCAAUCUAUGGCAUUUUCCCCUGGGUGUCACGCUCUGCUUGUGUAGGGCGACUUGAGCAUCUGUGAUAUGGAUCGUUCCCUGUCGUCUGACUCUUUUUGCUCCAACAAGAAUUUUCUUCUGCCUAAAUUACCA
Molecule: messenger RNA, 1484 nt
Organism: Cladophialophora immunda
Lineage: Eukaryota; Fungi; Ascomycota; Eurotiomycetes; Chaetothyriales; Herpotrichiellaceae
Exons: 2
Coding region: 754-1326 (190 amino acids)
Source: RefSeq, a predicted model, not a curated record